This is a messenger RNA of Colletotrichum higginsianum IMI 349063, 756 nucleotides long. RefSeq lists its product as uncharacterized. Gene Ontology annotation, cellular component: EMC complex. NCBI's taxonomy places the organism in Eukaryota, Fungi, Ascomycota, Sordariomycetes, Glomerellales, Glomerellaceae. Bases 1 to 756 code for a protein of 251 amino acids. The transcript has 3 exons. The record is from RefSeq and is a predicted model, not a curated record.
AUGCGCCUCCUCGAAUCACUCGCGGCCCUUGCGGCCUACACCACGACCUCCCUCGCCCUCGCCGCCUCCCUCACACUCUCGAUCCCCUCCUCUCCGGCCCUGCCGAAUCCCUACACCCUUCCGCCCUCAACGCGCGCGACCCUCUCCGCCCUGGGCGCCUCCUUCUCCGCCCCGCUGUCUGUCAAGAACACCUUCGUCUUCGCUAACGUCACCGCCCCCGGCUCGUAUCUGGUCGACGUUCACUGUGCGACCCACGCCUUUGCGCCCUUGCGUCUCGACGUCGCCGCUGACGGAAGCCUGGUAGCCUGGGAGACGUACCGCGGCAACGACUGGGACAACAAGGGCGAGGUCUACGCGGCCAAGGACUUUGAGGGCGGCGGCAGGGGCUUCGAGGUGCGGGUCCUGGGAGGCAAGAACUACUUCGUCGAAAGGAGCAAGUUCUCGGUUCUUACCAUUCUCAAGAACCCCAUGAUUCUCCUUGGCCUUGUCAGCAUGGGUAUCUUCCUCGGCAUGCCCUACCUUGUCGACAACAUGGACCCCGAAAUGCGCGCCGAGUUCGAGGAGCGCCAGAAGAGCAACCCUAUGAACAGCAUCCUCGGCGGCGGCGGCGAGCCUGGCGCCAACCCUAUGGGCAACUUCGACAUGGCCGCUUUCUUGGCGGGUACCGGAAAGAAGGACGAAACAUCCUCAGGUUCUGGGUCCCCGAACGGUGGCGGCAGUGGCGCCGGGAAGAAGGAGAAGGGCGUGCGGAGGUGA